This is a messenger RNA of Ctenocephalides felis (cat flea), 1613 nucleotides long. Its product is annotated as GATOR complex protein NPRL2-like. Gene Ontology annotation, molecular function: GTPase activator activity. NCBI's taxonomy places the organism in Eukaryota, Metazoa, Arthropoda, Insecta, Siphonaptera, Pulicidae. Gene Ontology annotation, cellular component: GATOR1 complex; vacuolar membrane. Gene Ontology annotation, biological process: cellular response to amino acid starvation; negative regulation of TORC1 signaling; positive regulation of autophagy. The record is from RefSeq and is a predicted model, not a curated record. The transcript is spliced from 9 exons.
AACUAUGGACGAGCUCGAGCUGGUUGUUUGCUUAAGGAGCUAAUAAAUCCUAUUUCGAUCUGUCUUGAAUGACGUUUGACAAGCUGAAUAAAAAUUAUUUCAAAAAGUUAUUCUAGGCGUAAAAUAAAUAAUGAUUUAUUGAGUUGUAAUGAGUCACGUAUACAUAGAAAUAAUUAUUAGUCAUGUACAUAAAUAUAAAGAAUAUAAUGAUCAUUGGAGUACUAUGAAUAAUGACAAUGGACACAUCUACAACCCCUGCCGCUCAAUAUUUUGAGGGCUGUGGACAUGAAGGCCCCAUAAGAUGUAUAUUUUUGUGUGAGUUUCAUCCGAAAUUAGGCCCAAAAAUAAAAUGCCAGGUACCUGAUGACUAUAUAUCCAAAGAAAUUUUUGAUGCUGUCAGCGUUUACAUUAUUCCAAAACCUCAGUUGCAGAGAUGCAUUCUUACAGUUAAUGUUCUGGGCUACAAAAUUGUGGGGUUUCCUUUACGUAUAGAUAGCCAAAAAUAUGCCAGAAAUGCCUUAUAUUUUAAUUUAUGUUUUGUAUGUGAUUCGUGGGCUAAGUCAGUACAAUAUGAACCAGUGGUAAAAAAUUAGCAGAAUAUUUCGUAAGUAAUCAAACUAAAUGAUUAUAUUAUUAUAUUUGCGUCCAUGGAGGAAGAAUCUGGGUUUUUAUCAGAUGGGGAUACGACACGCUAUUUUGGCUUACUGGACAGAGUACUGAAUGACCUAAAUACGUAUCGUCAAUGCACUGUUGUUGAAGGAGAGACCACAAUUUACCUAAAAAUUGUUCAAGCUGCCACAGACCCACCCAUUGUCAAAGAUCAUGUAGUUCCUGUUUUUGUAGAAGAAUAUUUGGCAAAACUUGAUGACUGGGAUUUAACUACUCAACAAGUGAUUCCAUUUAUUGAUGGUUUUAAUCAUAUAGCACGAAUAGCAUACCAAAGUGAUGUGGAAACUAAUUUAGUUAAAGCCUGUAUUCAAAAUCUGGUCUACUAUGGUGUUGUUAAAUUACUGCCAAUAUUAAAAUAUAGUAAUGUGUAUAUGGUUUCGGCUGGAUUCCGAUCAAUUUGGUCUCAGGAAAAAUUGCAGAAGAAAUGUAGAGACUAUAUAUCAUUAAGACCUACGGGGUUACAACCUUCUUUAAACAAGAUAUUGGAAUUUUAUAGUGCAAUGGGUAAUGGUACAACAUUAAAAUCUCUAUGUGUGCGAUUCAGUCCACAUAAAUAUAAUAUUGAUGAAAGGCGUUUGGUUGUAUUUGGCUUGCAACAUAAUUUAAUCAAAUGUGUUCAUAAGUACCCCAUUUACACUGGAGGUGACCCUCCAGUUAAUAUGCAAAGAUUGUUUACUGGUCAAUUAUCCAUUGAUGAACUAUGCUGCAGUAUUGGAAUGUCUCUUCCGCAAAUAGAAGACAUUAUUGAGGCUGAUCCAGAUGUACUUAUGUUGUAUAAGUAAGAAUAUUUAAAAGCAUUAAUUGUGAUAUAAAAAGAAAUAGCUUACAGGUUUAUACAAUGACACAUUGUAGUUUAAACAGUAUUGUUAAUAUUAAGUAUUUAUGUUCUGAAGUAUACGAUAAGAAUUAAUUUUAAGAGUAAUUUAUUCUUCUCUUAUUUAGUA